Adineta steineri is the source of this 1530-nucleotide messenger RNA. Lineage: Eukaryota; Metazoa; Rotifera; Eurotatoria; Adinetida; Adinetidae. The record is from the annotation of a GenBank genome assembly.
AUGACAUCCGAUAUGAACAAUACUGGUAAUUUCACCAAACAAACUAAUAACAAGAAUUAUUUAUAUGAACCACCUGUAUUUACUGUUGAACAACGAUUAGAAAAAAUCAAGCAAGCUUUACCACAAGUUGAAAAACUUUUUGAAAAUGAAUUUACAAAAAAUCAUUUUCCAGGUCUUGCUUAUGGAAUUAUUGUUGAUGGAGAAUUACUUAGUACUCAUAGUUUUGGUUACAUUGAUUUACAACAGAAAAUACCAGCUACUAGCAAAUCACUCUUUCGUAUUGCAUCAAUGACAAAAAGUUUUACUGCUAUGGCUAUAGUUAAACUUCGCGAUGAUGGUAAACUUCGUUUGGAUGAUCCUGUUCAACAAUAUAUUCCUGAAUUGAAAAUGACGGACAUGUUAACAAAUGAUGCACCAAUAAUUACUAUUCGUCAUCUAUUAAUACAACAUGCUGGUAUGCCAGAAGAUGAUCCAUGGGCAGAUCGAUUAUUAGCUUUACCUGAUAAUGAAUUUCUAGCAAUGUUAAAAAAAGGAAUCAGUAUAUCAAAUCCACCAGGUACUAUUUGGGAAUAUACAAAUCUUGGUUAUACAAUGUUAGGUAGAAUUAUUACAGUUGUAUCACAAAUGUCUUAUCAAAAAUAUAUUAAACGAGAGAUUCUAGAUCCACUCGGUAUGACAAAUACAUUUUGGGAAUAUAAUGAAAUUCCAUCAGAAUUAUUAGCUCGUGGAUAUCGUUGGGAAUGUGAACGUUAUUCAGAAGAAAACUUACUUCAUGAUGGAGCAUAUGGUGCUAUGGGAGGAUUAAUUAGUUCAAUUGAAGAUUUUAGUAAAUAUAUAUCAUAUCAUUUACAAGCUUGGCCAGCACGUAAUGAACCUGAUCAUGGUCUAGUACGACGUAGUUCAUUACGUGAAAUGCAUCAUCCUUGGAAUUUCAUACAACUUAGUACAUAUAAACAUCGUCCGUGCCCAUUUAUGUGUGCCUACGCUUAUGGACUUGCAUGGAUUAAAGACAACGAUGGAUUAGUAGCUAUUACUCAUAGUGGAGGUUUGCCAGGUUUUGGUAGUAAUUGGAUUAUGCUACCUGAACAUGGUAUUGGACUUGUUUCCUUUGCUAAUGGAACUUAUGCUGAAUUAGAUACUAUUAAUUCAAUUAUCAUAGAACAAAUUGUCACACUUGCUGAGUUAAAAUCUCGACAAUUACCUAUUCCAAAAAUUCUUACUGAACGAAAAAAUCAAUUAAUAAAAUUAUUAUUAGAAAACAACUGGAAUAUACAAGAUUCGGAAUUAUCAGUGAUAUUUGCCGAAAAUUUCUUUCUCGAUCAUUCAUUAGAAUUACGAAAAAAAACUUCACAAGAUUUACUUAAUGAAGCAGGAAAAAUUCUAAAUAUUAAAAAAUUAAUUCCAAAAAAUCAAUUGCGUGGUCAUUUUGACAUCAUCGGUGAACAGGCUACAAUUCAAGUCAAAUUCAGUCUAUCACCAGAAAAUCCACCAUUACUUCAAGAACUAGAACUAGUUAAAAUCAAUCAAUAA